Messenger RNA from Peniophora sp. CBMAI 1063, 1287 nucleotides. Lineage: Eukaryota; Fungi; Basidiomycota; Agaricomycetes; Russulales; Peniophoraceae. The record is from the annotation of a GenBank genome assembly.
AUGGCUGGCGGCUCUACGUCUCGCCCAAUAUGUUCGGUCAAGCGUCCGAAACUGGCACACGACCGGCCAGGCCAAGAUCUCCUUGGGUUACUGCGCUCUAGCCCACAAGACGAGACGCUUUGCGUACCCGGCACUCUCUCAUACGCGCAGAAAUACAAGUCUGCAUCUGCGCCCGCUGUCUCCGUUUACAAGAGUGCUCUUGGAGAAGUCUCAGAGGCGGAACUGGAUGCUGCUCUCUCACAACAGUUCUUGGGCGUUGCGCCCCCGCUCUUCACCGACCUGACGCCGAAGAAAAAGUCCUCGGCAAUCGCGGAGGACGACGCCAAAAGCGUCGUCACGAGCGAGGCUCCUGAUACCAUGUCCGAGCUCGACGAUCUCAAUCGUUCGAGUACUGGGGGUGACGAAGGCGAAGACGCGGAGACGUCUGUAGAGAAGCAGAAGCGUAAACUGGAGAUGGCCCAUUCUAUCCUCGCAUGGCUGGACAAGGACGAAGUGUUCUUCCGCGAGAUGCUCAGGCGCAAAGGACAGGGCGAUGCUUUCUAUUUGGAGUCAUGUCCAGAAUGCGGCUCACCUGGCCGUCCGGAGUACAGCUACAGCGAGUGCGAGGCUGCAGACCUCUGCCAGGCGUGCAUCGUCAAAUGGCAUCGAUACCAGCCUUUGCAUCCGAUCUUCAGGCACAGCGCAGGCAGACCCGAGCGUCUGGACCCCGCGGAUCUUGGACUCUGCAUACAACUAGGCCAUCGACCAGGUGAAGUGUGCAAGUGGCGCGAGUCCGCGCACGUCAAUAACUUCACCAUACUUCACACCACUGGCCUGUGCCGGAUUCGCGUCGACUUCUGUAACUGCGAUGAUGGCAAGGAUACCCCGCGCUAUGUUCAACUUCUCCGGCGUGGGCUCUGGCCAUCUACGGUCGAGAACCCACAGAGCGCGACAUCGUUUCAAGCUUUGGACGACUUCACCCGGCUAUCGAACAUGGGUCGACUCACUGCUUACGAUUAUCACCGCGCCGCGUCGUCGAAGACCGAUGGCGCCGGGCUCCGAGAGCUACCUGACUUCCGCCAGCAAUUCAUGACCUGCAUUCAUGAAUAUCGUCAUGUCACUCUAUUCAUGCGUGCGGGUCGUGGUCAUGAAGCCGGUGGUAUACAGGGCACACCAUCGGGGAUGUGUGCCGUUCGUUGUCCAGCGUUCCCUGACAAGCUUCUGAACCUGGAGAAGGGCUGGUCGUCUCGACCGCUUCAGUGGCUGAAUCGCGCUACUUACUCUCUGGACGCCAAUUUCCGGCUCUAG